AAUAAAUAAUUCUGAGACACAUGUGGGAUUCAGAUUCUAGAGUUGCCGGUCUGGGGGAAGAUUGUGGAAUGUUCAAUACUCUCUGGUUUAUCCAUACAAGCCUGAUUUAACUCGAGCUAAACAAGCGGCAAGUGAUUUGCUUGGAAUAUAAGAAUUGGUUGGUUGAGAGCAAUAGUAUUAUGCUUACUAAUGUGGAACGUUAGCAUUUUCCUGCAAUUACGUGUAUUUCAAGUGUAUUGUUUCAAGUGAUGAAGAUUGGAAUAUUAAUGAUUUGUUGACAACUGUGAAAAGAGGUUAAUUUUUAGACAGUUGUUGGAGAAUUAUUUCAGCGAAAUCCUGGACAAUGAUGGCAGGGCUUACAGAUUUUGGACCAGAUUCCGGUGGGCGAAUUAAAGGUGUGACAAUAGUUAAACCAGUAGUUUAUGGAAAUAUUGCAAAGUCUUUUGGUAAAAUUCGUGAAGAGGAUGGUCACACUCAUAAAUGGACUGUGUAUGUAAAGCCUUACAGAAAUGAGGAUAUGUCCAUGUAUGUAAAGAAAGUACAUUUCAAACUUCAUGACAGUUAUGCAGAUGCCAACAGAAUGGUGUCAAAACCACCAUAUGAAGUUACUGAAACUGGUUGGGGAGAAUUUGACAUUGUUAUAAAAAUAUUUUUUAAUGAUCCAAAUGAACGACCAGCUGUUACUCUUUAUCAUACACUUAAAUUAUUUCAACCAGGCCCUGAUGCUCUGGUAGCCAAGAAGACUCUAGUUACAGAAUUUUAUGAAGAAAUAGUAUUUCAAGAUCCCACUGCAUUAAUGCAGUAUCAUCUUACAUCUACUAAGCCCUUAACACUGGGACCUUGGGAACAUGAAACUAACUUUGAAGAAAAGAAAGACAAGACUUUGCAAACUAUUUUAACUGCUAAGAACAAGAUACGUCAUGAAAUAAAUGAUUUAAGAGACAAAUUGAAGUUGGCCAAAGAAACAAUGGCAAAAUUCAAGGCAGAAAUAAAUAAAAUACAAGUUGGAAACACCAUGCAACUAGUGUGAAGAUUAAUAUGUGCACUUGAGUGAAGUGUUAAAAUUCUUGAAGAUCUUUCAUCAAUGUGAAGGAAAAACACUAAGAACACAAUCCUCAAUACAUUAGUGACAUUUUGUUUACUUGUAAGACAUGAGAAAAUCUCCCUGGAGAUGAAAGAUUGAACUCAUGAGGUUGUUAUGUACAGAAAAUAUAAUUGACUUUUCUUUUCUUUUUUUUCUCAAGACAAUGAAUGGCUUUAAAGUUUGUUAAAAGCCGUAAGAUUGAAUUGUGUGUUUUAUAUCCUGAAAGUCUGUGAGCCUCAGAAUAUAAGAUUUUGUUUCUUUCAAAUUAUUUUGUCUUUGUUGAAUUUUGUUCCUUAAAGUGUGCUUUUAGUCUUUUCUUCUUUUCAGAAUACCAUGUGUAGAAAAUGUAAUUUUAAACAGAAAUGUUUUCAAAUUUCAAUUUUAUCUCGACUCAAAAAAGAAC
Gryllus bimaculatus (two-spotted cricket) is the source of this 1487-nucleotide messenger RNA. Lineage: Eukaryota; Metazoa; Arthropoda; Insecta; Orthoptera; Gryllidae. The record is from the annotation of a GenBank genome assembly.